Messenger RNA from Peronospora matthiolae, 204 nucleotides. The record is from the annotation of a GenBank genome assembly. NCBI's taxonomy places the organism in Eukaryota, Oomycota, Peronosporomycetes, Peronosporales, Peronosporaceae.
AUGAAGAACAACAACGACAUCCUCACGGGCGAGAAUCAAAACUUGUGGGAGUUUAUUGCUCGCAUGAAGUUCGCGAGAGGAGAGCUGCUUGACCAUUACGCAAUUAAAUCGUCAGGCAUGAUGGGGCAGGCGACUGCAGGGUGGAAGAACGCCGAUUUAAGGACGUUGAAUCUCAUUGCGAAUAUGUUUAGUCCGGUGAUCUAG